AUUGGUAUUUCAUCAGUUAUCUGUAAACACCUUAGAAAAUCAAAGCAAAAUGAAAUUCGCUGUACUUCUUGUCGCUGCCUUGGCUUUGGUAGCUCCAGCUUUUGGCAGAACCAUGGAUCGUUGCUCCUUGGCUAAGGAAAUGUAUGCUUUGGGUGUACCAAAAUCUGAAUUGCCACAAUGGACUUGCAUUGCUGAACAUGAGAGCUCAUACCGUACCGGUGUUGUUGGCCCAACUAACUCAAACGGUUCCAAUGAUUAUGGUAUCUUCCAAAUUAACAACUACUACUGGUGCCAACCUGCCAACGGUCGUUUCUCUUAUAACGAAUGCAAAAUGAGUUGUAAUGCGUUACUGACUGAUAACAUCAAGGACUCCGUAACUUGUGCCCGUAAAGUUAAGAGCCAACAAGGCUGGUCUGCUUGGUCCACAUGGAAAUAUUGCAAUGGGGCCCUGCCUAGCAUUAAUAGUUGUUUCUAAGAUUUUUUUUCAAUUAUCCGAUUUCUGAUUUUGUUUUUUUAAGAAAAUAAAAUAAAUUUGAAAAAACUAAAAA
This is a messenger RNA of Teleopsis dalmanni, 548 nucleotides long. RefSeq names its product lysozyme 1. Lineage: Eukaryota; Metazoa; Arthropoda; Insecta; Diptera; Diopsidae. Gene Ontology annotation, molecular function: lysozyme activity. The record is from RefSeq and is a predicted model, not a curated record. The transcript has a single exon. Bases 50 to 475 code for a protein of 141 amino acids.